Molecule: messenger RNA, 3992 nt
Organism: Erigeron canadensis
Lineage: Eukaryota; Viridiplantae; Streptophyta; Magnoliopsida; Asterales; Asteraceae
Product: PH, RCC1 and FYVE domains-containing protein 1-like
Exons: 9
Coding region: 260-3580 (1106 amino acids)
Molecular function (GO): metal ion binding
Source: RefSeq, a predicted model, not a curated record
UUUUAAUCAUUAAAUUUUUUAAGCUCAAUUUCAUUCAAAUUUACGCUACCUUUUUUCUUUCUUCUACUUCCCUCAUUGUGAUCGAAUCUAGUAUUUUAAUUAUUUUACUUCAAUAUAAGCAUUAAUAGCUUCAAUAAGUUAUUGUAAUUAUUAUUAAUAAAUUGAUUAAUUUUUUAUAAAUAGUAAAUAAAUUAAAAAAAGAAUAGAAAAUGAGGUUGAGUGUUGGAAUUUGGUGGCUGAGGUGAUUGUGAUUGUGAAGAUGAUGAUGAUGUUACAGACUCCAAGGAUGAUUUCAGAUGUUGCUACUAGAACUGGACCAGCUGCUGGUGGUCAACUUGAAAGGGACAUUGAGCAGGCAAUUACUGCUCUAAAGAAGGGGGCUUAUCUUCUCAAAUAUGGGAGAAGAGGGAAACCUAAGUUUUGUCCCUUCAGGCUAUCUAAUGAUGAAUCUGUCCUUAUAUGGUUUUCCGGUAAAGAGGAAAAACACCUUAAACUAAGUCAUAUCUCCAGAAUUGUUUCAGGGCAGCGAACCCCAAUCUUUCAACGAUAUCCACGGCCUGAGAAGGAGUAUCAAUCAUUUUCUCUAAUAUAUAACGAUAGGUCUCUAGAUUUGAUCUGCAAGGAUAAGGAUGAAGCCGAGGUGUGGUUUAGUGGUCUUAAGGCAUUAAUAUCACGUGGCCAUCAGAGAAAAUGGAGAACAGAAUCAAGGAGUGACGGAAUCCCAUCUGAAGCUAAUAGUCCCAGGACCUAUACGCGGAGAAGCUCACCUUUACAUUCUCCAUUUGGUAGUGGUGAUAGCUCCCAGAAGGACACAGGUGAUCAGCUCCCCCUUCAAAGUCCUUUUGGAAGUCCUCCAAAAAACAUUCCAGACAUGAACUUUUAUAAGGUUUCUCCUAAGGGUUUCUUCCCUUCAGAUUCCGCCAGUGGUUCUGUUCAUUCCCUGUCAUCUCGAGGUUCUGAUAGCAUCCAUGGCCACACAAGGGUGACGGGUGUAGAUGCCUUUAGAGUAAGUUUAUCAAGUGCUGUUAGCUCAUCAAGUCAAGGUUCUGGUCAUGAUGAUGGGGAUGCCUUGGGAGACGUCUUUCUUUGGGGGGAAAUCACCGGAGAUGGUGGAUCCCAGAGAAUCGGCAGUUCCAUUGGUGCUAAAACUGAUUCUUUAUUACCCAAAGCUUUAGAAUCAGCAGUUGUGCUCGAUGUUCAGAAUAUUGCUUGUGGUGGAAGACAUGCUGCAUUAGUAACCAAACAAGGAGAAAUCUUCUCUUGGGGAGAGGAAUCUGGAGGGAGACUCGGGCAUGGUGUAGAUUCAGACGUUUUGUGCCCGAAACUUAUUGAAUCUCUUAGCAAUACAAACAUUGAGCUUGUAGCAUGUGGUGAGUAUCAUACAUGUGCUGUUACACUCUCUGGAGAACUUUAUACAUGGGGUGAUGGGCAUUUUGGAAUUCUCGGACACGGGAAUGAGGUAAGCCAUUGGGUCCCAAAACGGGUCAAUGGGCCACUAGAGGGUAUCCAUGUUUCGUUCAUCUCAUGUGGACCCUUUCAUACGGCUGUGGUGACUUCUGCUGGACAACUAUUUACUUUUGGUGAUGGGACUUUUGGUGUUUUAGGACAUGGAGAUCGAAAAAGUGUUCUAAAACCUCGAGAAGUUGAAUCUCUCAAGGGACUUCGAACUGUUAGAGCUGCUUGUGGUGUUUGGCAUACUGCCGCAGUAGUAGAAGUUAUGGUUGGGAAUUCAAGUUCUAGUAAUUGUUCCUCGGGGAAAUUAUUUACAUGGGGUGAUGGCGAUAAAUACCGACUUGGCCAUGGCGAUAAAGAAACUAAAUUAGUACCCACUUGUGUUGCUGCACUCGUUGAUCCCAAUUUUUGUCAAGUUACAUGUGGACAUAGCAUGACUGUUGCACUUACGACCUCGGGUCAUGUGUACACAAUGGGAAGUCAAGUUUAUGGUCAACUAGGAAACCCACAAGCCGAUGGAAAAUUCCCGACUCGUGUUGAAGGCAAACUUUCAAAGAGUUUUGUUGAGGAGAUAUCUUGUGGGGCUUAUCAUGUUGCAGUUUUGACUUCUAGGACCGAAGUUUAUACUUGGGGUAAGGGUAGUAAUGGUCGACUUGGUCAUGGAGACAUAGAUGACAGAAAUUCUCCCAUCCUUGUAGAAGCAUUAAAAGAUAAACAAGUAAAAACUAUUGCAUGUGGUACUAAUUUUACUGCAGCUAUAUGUCUUCAUAAGUGGGUCUCGGGAACUGAUCAGAGUAUGUGUUCUGGCUGCCACCUACCAUUCAAUUUCAAAAGAAAACGCCACAAUUGCUAUAAUUGUGGACUUGUUUUCUGUCAUUCAUGUAGUAGCAAGAAGUCGUUAAGGGCCUCUAUGGCAUUAAAUCCUAACAAACCUUAUCGUGUUUGUGAUAACUGUGUUAAUAAAUUGAAGAAAUCUAUAGAUGCUGAUAUCUCAUCACAGUCAUCUGUGAGUAGAAGAGGAAGUGUGAAUCCAGGUAUGACUGAUGUAAAUGAAAAAGAUGAAAAGUCAGACCCGAGCUUUCGUCCUCGCCUUGCUAGGUUUUCAUCGAUGGAAGCCUUGAAACCUAUUGAUAACCGUACUUCAAAACGGAACAAAAAACUAGAGUUCAAUAGCAGUCGUGUGUCACCUAUACCUAAUGGAAGCUCUCAAUGGGGAGGUCUAAAUAUAUCUAAAUCUCUUAAUCCAGUAUUUGAAUCUUCCAAAAAGUUCUUCUCAGCUUCAGUUCCUGGUUCAAGAAUUGUAUCUCGAGCAACAUCUCCAAUAUCGAAACGGCCAAGUCCUCCGCGGUCAACCACACCAAUCCCAACCUUGGGUGGGCUAUCUUCACCAAAGAUUGUGACGGAUGAUUCUGAAAGGAAAAAUGAUGCCAUCAAUGAAGAAGUUGUGAAACUAAAAGCACAGGUCGAAAAUCUUACUCGUAAAGCAGAACUUCAAGAGAUUGAGCUGGAACGAACCUCUAAACAACUGAAGGAGGCAAUAGCUAUUGCAGGGGAAGAGAGCUCAAAAUGCAAGGCAGCAAAAGAAGUGAUUAAAUCACUUACCGCCCAACUGAAAGACAUGGCUGAAAGGUUGCCAGUGGGAGCUGCCAGGAACAUCAAAUCUCCUUCCUUUACAUCCUUUGGAUCAAAUCUUGCUUCCGGUGAUACUUUGUCAAAUGGCCUAGUUGACCGGCAUAAUGGUCAAAUGGUACCGUAUGAAGAACCGGAUACAAAUGGUUCAAACAGCCAGCUAAAACCAAAUGCCAUCAAUACCCGCAGUUUGAGCCACAACAAACCUCCCAAUUCAGAGGCAACAACAAUAAAAAGUAGCAGAAGCAAAGAUAGUGAAUCUCAAGGUGCUGAUGAUGAAUGGGUGAAACAGGAUGAACCUGGUGUCUAUAUUACCCUCACAUCGUUACCCGGAGGUGCCAAAGAUCUUAAACGAGUUCGCUUCAGCCGGAAGCGAUUCAGUGAGAAGCAAGCAGAGCAGUGGUGGGCAGAGAACCGGACAAGAGUUUAUGAACAGUACAAUGUCAGAAUGCUUGAUAAAUCAAGCGUGGGUAUUGGAAAUGAAGACUUAGCAAGAUGAUUGACAUGUAGGAACAUCACAUAGUAUGUAAAUGAAUAUAAUUUUAAUUUCCCUCUGCAUCAUCUCUCGUAAAGAAAUGGUGGUCAAAUUUAUAGGCUAAGUUUCGCUCCUACGUCUUGUUAAGAGGUUGGAAGCAAAGUUUACUUAACACAAGAAGGAGCAUUCCGAAAACCUUUGGGUGUGCCUCUUCUUUUCUUUCUUCAUAUUUUGCAUUAACUCGUUGUGAGCGUAUAUUGAGUUCCCCCUCAAUAUCUAGUUUGGAAGGGAUUGAGCUUGGGGAAAUGGAGGUGAUUAGUUGGUCUUUUGGCUUAUUCUUUAAAAGCCGGUUCCAUGUAUAUUCAUUAUUAAGUCAACAUCGUUCCCAUUAUAUAUUUUCAAGUAUGCAUUGAUAAUUUUAUAGUUGAUUGUUACA